GAAAGGGAAAACAGCUGCCGCUGCCUCAAUUGCUGCUUCCCACCAAGGCCAGCCUCUCCCGGGCGCCCCUUCGCGGAGCUGUCUGCCCUGAGGGGCCCCACCCGACUCUGUGCGGCUGCGCUCAGGUUUCCUUAAAAAAAGAAAACAAUGGAGGAAUCCGUAAGUCAAAUGCAGCCGCUGAAUGAAAAACAGGUGACCAAUUCUGCAAGUGGCUAUGUGUGGCAGGUCACAGACAUGAAUCGACUGCAUCGUUUCUUAUGUUUUGGUUCCGAAGGUGGUACUUACUACAUCAAAGAGCAGAAAUUGGGCCUUGAAAAUGCAGAAGCUUUAAUUAGACUGAUUGAAGAUGGCAAAGGAUGUGAUGUGAUUCAGGAAAUAAAGACUUUUAGUCAAGAAGGAAGAACAGCAAAGCAGGAGCCAAUACUUUUUGCCCUUGCCAUUUGCUCACAGUGUUCUGAUAUAAACACAAAGCAAGCAGCAUUUAAAGCAGUUUCUGAAGUAUGUCGAAUACCUACCCACCUCUUCACUUUUAUUCAAUUUAAAAAAGAUCUAAAGGAAAGCAUGAAAUGUGGUAUGUGGGGUCGUGCUCUCAGAAAAGCUGUAGCAGACUGGUACAGUGGGAAAAGUGGCAUGGCCCUUGCUCUGGCUAUUACAAAAUAUAAACAAAGAAAUGGCUGGUCACACAAAGAUCUUUUAAGAUUGUCUCAUCUUAAACCUUCUAAUGAAGGUCUUGCUGUUGUGACCAAGUAUGUUACAAAGGGUUGGAAGGAGGUACAGGAAGCAUAUAAAGAUAAAGCACUUUCCCCAGAGACUGAAAAAUUACUGAAAUAUCUGGAAGCUGUGGAGAGAGUGAAGCACACAAAAGAUGAAUUGGAAGUGAUUCAUCUAAUAGAAGAGCAUAAAUUGGUUAGGGAACAUCUUCUGACUAAUCAUCUGAAGUCUAAAGAAGUGUGGAAAGCCCUGUUACAGGAGAUGCCUCUAACUGCAUUGCUGAGGAAUCUAGGGAAGAUGACAGCUAAUUCGGUGCUUGAGCCAGGAAGUUCAGAAGUUUCUUCAGUAUGUGAAAGACUAUGUAAUGAUAAACUUUUAAAAAAGGCUCGUAUACAUCCAUUCCAUGUUUUAGUUGCAUUAAAAACUUAUAAAACAGGACAUGGGCUCCGAGGAAAACUGAAGUGGCUUCCUGAUGAAGACAUUUUGAAAGCAUUGAAUACAGCAUUUUACAAAACAUUUAAGACAGUUGAACCAACAGGAAAACGUUUCUUGCUAGCUAUUGAUGUCAGUGGUUCCAUGGACCAAAGAGUUUUGGGGAGUAUACUCAAUGCUAGCACAGUUGCUGCAGCAAUGUGUAUGGUUGUUGCAAGAACAGAAAAAGAUUCUCAUAUAAUUGCAUUUUCACAUGAAAUGGUACCAUGCCCAGUGACCAUGGAGAUGACUUUGUGUCAAGUAUUGAAGGUUAUGGAUGAGAUUCCAAUGGGUUGUACCGAUUGUUCUCUCCCAAUGAUAUGGGCUCAGAAGACAAACACAGCUGCUGAUGUCUUCAUUGUGUUCACUGAUAAUGAGACCUAUUUUGGAAGUGUCCAUCCAGCUGUGGCUCUGAGGGAUUACCGGACAAAAAUGGAUAUUCCAGCUAAAUUGAUUGUUUGUGGAAUGACCUCAAAUGGUUUUACUAUUGCAGACCCAGAUGAUAGAGGCAUGUUGGAUAUGUGUGGCUUUGAUGCAGGAGCUCUGGAUGUAAUCCGAAACUUCACAAUGGAUGUGAUUUAAUCUUCUGGCACCAGCACUUCACUUCACGUCCAUUGCUGGCAGUGGAUUUUGCUACAAAGAUCUAAUUACCAGCUAAACUUAACUGAAAAAUAUCCCAGAACAUACCAUACAAAACAUACCAGAAAGUUAACCUUUUAUCCUUUUUUCCGAAGGAAAGUAAGAAACCUAAAAUUAUUUUCUUGUCUACUACAUGUAAUUUAAACUGCUAACAAAUUAAACUCAACCAAUAUUUUAUAAAGCACCUACUACUAAACUCACUGUAGAAACUUUACCUCCAGCUUCUGCUUAGAAGAAAAAAAACUUCCUUUGUGAUGCAUUCACUGAAGAACUUUUUGCUUUAGAAAAUCAUUAAUACUAUUUAUUUGGUGAGAGCCAAAAAUGAAAGUGGUCCUGACAUCAUAGACUGUGUGCCAGCUUAAACAGUUUGCCUAAGCUGUGUUUAAAAUUUCCUGUGUUCUCAUUCAAAAAAGAUAACUUUGAUGAUACUUCCAUUGUUUGAAUUCCAAAUACUAAGUAUACUCUCUGGGUACACUAGACCAUGUAACUGUGAUGGAAUAUAAAAAAUGAUCUGUAAAGUUUUCUACUUGGGGCAAGGGGGAUAAGGAAUAGGGGAUCAUACCAAGAAGUUUGAGGAAGUAAUCAGAGCUACAUCUUAUCCCCUAUAAUAAUGUGUGAUCUUUAUGAUCACAUUUUUAGGAGUUUUCUUACAUAUUGAAAAUCAACUUUAACAAUUUUUAGUUAGCACUUAGAAUGCAAUGUAGGUAAUCAGAAACAGUAGCAAAUUCUUUGAUUAGCAACCUUGGAUAAGUUUAUAUUUUGAUAAAGAAUUGUUUUCUAGAGGAAAAACACUUAAUAUUACUCUAGGUUAUGAGGAUAUUGACAUAAAUUUACUACUUUAAAAUAAUUUAGUUGAUCUUGAUAAUUCCAAUAAUAAUCAAAAUUAAAUUGUCCUAAAAUUUAAAAUUUAACCCUCAGAAAUGAACAUUUUUCUACUUUGAAAGUAGAUAUUUUAAAAUAAUUAUGUUCUUAACUAUUAUUUUAGCUAAUUACAUAGUAAAUGAGUUUCUGUUAUCUAUAAUGUAAAAACAGCCACUAACUUCCUAUUGCCAGUUAUUCUCUCUGGUAACAUAAAUUUAAUAAAUUGUUUUCUGAUCACAGAAAAUAUUUGACAGAAGAUAUAUCUAUUGGUAACUUUUAAAUACAUUUUUGCAAAGGACUUUGUGACCAAUAAUUGUUUAUGAAUUAAAGCAAUAGGUUCACUAACAUCUUCAGGGAAAUUUUUAAAAAUCGAGUGUGGUUAUUAAAAUUUUUAUUUAGUACACCAAAGUAUACUAAAGAACAAAUAUAGUCUUGAUAGGAAAUUUUCUUUAAUCUUAAAGUAACUACUGAAGUUUUCAGCUUUAUUGUUCAUAAUUUUCACAUGAUUAUUCCAACAGUAGUCUCUCAAUAUUAAAACUUUAAUUUUUCAUUUAUUAUUUGUUAAAAAUUAGUAUGCAGGAAGUAAAACUAGCAAAUGAUACAGAUCUUAACUUUCCAUUUGCUUAGCCAUUAGAGAUUUGUAUAUGUUUGGUGGGGUCAAACAGUGUCAUUGUAAUUUAUAUACAUAUGUUUUUUUUCUACUUUUUAGGAAAUUUUUUCCGAACAGUAAUUUUAGAGCUGUGAUGAAGCUGUUAUUGCAACCAUGACUUCAGAUAGCCUGGGAGCAGUUUCAGAUUGCUUCCUGCAUGAGUCUUACUAUAAUUUCUUCCAUACUUUAAGGAUGUAUGAUUCCAUUGCUGUCAGUACGUUCUCCACCAAAGUAGAUUACAGUCUGUCAGUUACUAGGCAGUGUUUGAGAGCUGUCAUGGCUAAAAAAUUUGUCAUCCUUCCUGCAGCUAGCCCGACAAUGAGUCUCUCUUCAUUGAGCUAAGGUAAUCCUUAUACAGCAGUUUAUCACCGGGCAUCUCUUCAAAAGCUCUUCCAGCUUGGUAGAAUCUGCCAGACUACACUUCCUAGAUUCUGAAAAUAUAGGCCGUAUUUUUAGUUAAUCAAGCUGUUAUCAGAAAAUAUCCUUCUCAAAAUGCAUUGUUACUUCCUGUAUUUCUGACAUCAUAACCAAACUCUAAGAUAUAUUUCUAAAGGACUUGCUUAUUUUAGCCUAGCAGAUUUUAAGUGAUCACACGUUAAGAUGUUUUUGAUAACAAAACUGUCAUACCAUCCAGAUAAGAAUUUAAAGAACAUUUGAUAGAUGUAUAUAAUUGGUUAUUAAAAUUACUUUUUGAAUACAACUCCCUAAGUUAAAAAGUUAGAAGUACAGGAUGACUACUCCUUAUGGAAAUGUUGAGACUAAAAGUAUAAAAAAAAAAGAGACUAAUAACAAGUGUAAAUUAUUUCUUUUUUAGUAUCUAUAAAGACAACAAUCUUUUAUAAGUAUCUUCAGGAAUUAAUAUCAGAAUCAUUCAGAGAAAUAAUUUGUGAUCUUGGGAAAUGUUAGUCUAAUUUAAAAGAUUAUGAGGACCAUGAUGUAGAUGAUGAAUUAUUUUAUUUGUUUUUUUAAAGAACCAGAGACAUUAUAGAAAACAUAUUUAAGCCGAUGUUUAAGGCCUUGGGUUUUUUUUUUCCCCUAUCGACACAAUAAAGUUCUUUUGGGUUGUUAGAAACAAUAUCUAUCACUUUGGUUAAUGUUUUAGGAGAGGGAAAAAUAGAGAAAGGUUGUGUGUAAGUUUGUGGCCAGUGUUAAAGGACCAUGUUACUCCUACAAUUUACUCACAAUUCAUGUUGGCACAGUUUGAGAGUUGAAUGUGUUUAUGGGAAUAAUAUAGUCCUGUUAACUUACCUCACUGUCAUAUACUAAGGCACAAAUUAUGCUUUGUGAAUCAUUUUUAGCUUUACUUCAAUUAUGAGGAAAAAAAGCUGCUUUUACAGUCUUAAAUAAUACAUAUUGCUAUUAUAUCCUAAUUCUCCAUGGAAAGCAAACAUAAUCUUUCAAAAUUGAGGCUGGAGUACUGGUUGUGGAAAGGUAGAGACAGGAAAUUGAUGGCCAUCUAAAAGUAUUUGUGUGUAUCAUGUGGUAAAGGGAUUGCAAGAUUUAUUUUGCUUGGUCUCAGAGGGCAAACCUAGGAAAAAAUAGGAAAGUUGCAAAAAGACAAAUGUAGGCUUGAUUAAGGAGUUCCUAACACCAUUCCCAGAAGUGAAAUGUUCUACCUCAGGAGACAGUAGGACUCCACUCCACCUCCUCCCAAUCCUACCCGCCCCACUUCCCCACUUAAAGUCUUCAAGCCCAGGCUGGAUCACCAUGUGUUAGAUAUGUAGUAGAUUGUAAUCUGGUUCAGAUAAGAAGUCUCCUACAUGAAAUCAUAUGAUAAAAUUUAGUGCUGGAAGGGACCAGAGAGUUCAUCUAGUCCAACCCUUCCUCCCUAUACACCUGCCCCCCCAAAAUU
Molecule: messenger RNA, 5183 nt
Organism: Trichosurus vulpecula (common brushtail)
Lineage: Eukaryota; Metazoa; Chordata; Mammalia; Diprotodontia; Phalangeridae
Gene: RO60
Product: Ro60, Y RNA binding protein
Exons: 9
Coding region: 148-1764 (538 amino acids)
Cellular component (GO): ribonucleoprotein complex
Molecular function (GO): RNA binding
Source: RefSeq, a predicted model, not a curated record